CAGCCGCAUCGCAUCCACCGCACCACCCACCCACACCCCUCUUAGAUCAAUUCACACGUAUUUCACACAGCCGCAACGAUGCCUCCCAAGUACAUGACUGGCAAGGGCCGCACCGUUCAAGAGCCCAGCUUCGCCUCCAGUACCAUCUCGGCCUUUACCAGCAAGGAAAACAGGAGCAUUGUCACUGCUGCUGGAAUGUUCGCUCUUGGUGUCGCUUUCCUGCACAGCAGCUGGGCUGAGAUUCUUCUGCCUGCGUAAACGAACCGAUUGGAUACUGGAAAACGAAACAACACAUGCGCUACCAUUGAAUAUUCUGACGCCAGGAUUGAGUAUCAAUGUUCGUGCAUAAGACCCAGUCUGUGAUCAGAAGAAAAAAAAUCAAACGAAUCUCUACGCCUGUGUACAUAUACCAAAUUUCACCUCAGGGACUAGCAAUGGAAUGGGCGUUCAGGCACAGCUAUGAUGGUGGGGGAAAAUUAAGUGAACCUGAACAAGGUUCCAAGCAUCUUUGUAACAUUAUGUAACAAUAAUCUCCCUCUUACCCC
This is a messenger RNA of Bipolaris maydis ATCC 48331, 545 nucleotides long. RefSeq lists its product as uncharacterized. Gene Ontology annotation, biological process: protein import into mitochondrial matrix. Gene Ontology annotation, cellular component: mitochondrial outer membrane translocase complex. The record is from RefSeq and is a predicted model, not a curated record. Lineage: Eukaryota; Fungi; Ascomycota; Dothideomycetes; Pleosporales; Pleosporaceae.